This is a messenger RNA of Caenorhabditis bovis, 1884 nucleotides long. The record is from the annotation of a GenBank genome assembly. Lineage: Eukaryota; Metazoa; Nematoda; Chromadorea; Rhabditida; Rhabditidae.
AUGUCCUCAAAAUCAAAUUUAAGGACAUUAAAGUCUAAAUCAUCGCAGAAAUCUGGAAAUAAACGAAUCGCCUGGUCGAAUAUUGUCGCAACAGUUCCACAAAAAGGUGGUGGAAGAAAAGAAGUAAUCAGGAAUGUUAGUGGAAUUGCUGAACCUGGAGAAGUAUUGGCCUUAAUGGGAGGAAGUGGCGCAGGAAAAACGACUUUGAUGAAUAUAUUGGCACAUUUGGACACUAGUGAAGUACAGUAUCGCGGAAAUGUUGUCGUCAAUGGGAAAUCAGUAUCAAAGCAGAAAAUGCGUUCAAUGUGCGCAUAUGUGCAACAAGUCGACAUUUUCUGUGGUACUCUCACUGUGAGAGAACAACUCAAUUAUACAGCUUGGAUGCGGAUGAAAGCGAGCACUGAAGAGGACCGAAAAAGACGAGUCGAUGCAGUGAUCAAGGACAUGAAUCUGACCGAUUGUCAGAAUUCUUUGAUUGGAAUUCCGAAUCGAAUGAAAGGAAUAUCGAUUGGAGAAAAGAAACGUUUAGCUUUUGCGUGCGAAAUUCUCACAGAUCCACAAAUUUUGUUCUGUGAUGAACCGACUAGUGGUCUCGACGCUUUUAUGGCUUCCCAGGUUGUUCAAGCCCUUUUGGCAUUGGCGGAAAAGGGGAAAACUAUCAUUGUUGUUCUUCAUCAACCAAGCAGUACGGUGUUCAGAAUGUUUCAUAAAGUGUGUUUCAUGGCUACUGGAAAAGUUGUUUACCAUGGAAGUGUGGAGAAAUUAUGUCCAUUUUUUGAUAGUCUUGGCCCAAAAUUUCGCGUUCCGGAAUCCUAUAAUCCAGCCGACUUUGUAAUGAGCGAAAUUUCGGUUUCACCGGAGACAGAAUCGCAAGAUAUUGAAAGAAUCGAGUUUUUGAUACGAAGUUACGAAAUGAGUGACGUUGGGCAUGAGAUGCUUCGAAAAUCGCGGACAGCAGUCUCCACAAUUCCUGAAUAUUGUGAUAUGGACGAUGAUCACAUUGAAAGUCAAUAUAAUUCAUCGUUUGCCACCCAGUUCAAUGUUCUUCUCCGAAGAUCACUGAAAACUACUUUUCGAGAUCCAUUGUUGCUUCGUGUGCGAUUUGCUCAAAUUAUCGCGACUGCCGUAAUUGUGGGAAUUGUGAAUUGGCGAACUGAAUUAUCGGGUCCGACAAUCCAAAACUUGGAAGGUGUCAUGUACAAUUGUGCCAGAGAUAUGACAUUCUUGUUCUAUUUUCCUUCUGUCAACGUGAUUACUAGUGAACUUCCAAUAUUCGUAAGAGAGCACAAAGCCAACAUAUAUUCAGUUGAAGCUUAUUUCCUUGCCAAAAGCUUGGCCGAACUGCCCCAAUACACGAUUUUACCCAUUCUUUAUGGUACAAUAGUCUACUGGAUGACAGGUCUUGUCGCCUCUGUUAUCAAUUAUUUUGUAUUCGUCGCCGUCUGUGUUUUCUUAACAUGGGUCGCGGUUUCUGUUGCUUAUGUUGGUGCUUGUGUAUUUGGCGAUGAGGGAUUAGUCGUUACGUUUAUGCCGAUUUUUGUACUUCCUAUGCUUGUUUUUGGAGGAUUCUACGUGAAUGCUCACAAUAUUCCAACGUAUUUCAAACCGUUUUCAUACAUUUCAUGGUUCAAACAUGGAUUUGAAGCACUUGAGGCGAAUCAAUGGGAGACAAUCAGCGAGAUUCCGGGGUGCUCUCAAAAUGGAUCAAGUGUCUUAACAAAUGCUGAUGAAUACUGUCCAGCAUUUGAUGGUGAAGGAAUUCUUGCUCGCCGUGGAAUCUCCACUCCGUUAUGGCUCAAUGUGCUCAUUUUGUUUUGCUCAUUUUUCAUUUAUCGCAUAAUUGGAAUGAUUGCCCUUAAAUUUCGAGUUCGAUUUGCGAAAUAA